Olea europaea var. sylvestris is the source of this 1388-nucleotide messenger RNA. RefSeq names its product ribose-phosphate pyrophosphokinase 4. Lineage: Eukaryota; Viridiplantae; Streptophyta; Magnoliopsida; Lamiales; Oleaceae. Gene Ontology annotation, molecular function: ribose phosphate diphosphokinase activity; magnesium ion binding. Gene Ontology annotation, cellular component: ribose phosphate diphosphokinase complex; cytoplasm. The transcript is spliced from 7 exons. Gene Ontology annotation, biological process: 5-phosphoribose 1-diphosphate biosynthetic process; purine nucleotide biosynthetic process. The coding region runs from base 161 to 1117 and encodes 318 amino acids. The record is from RefSeq and is a predicted model, not a curated record.
UCAUUUUUAACGAAACAAGAAAACCCUUUUUUAAGGAAAUUCGCCAUUUUAGAAGAAAGAGCGAAAGGCACAGGCUUGGCGUGGGUCUUGCUACAAAAGGACCCUAAAAGGUCGCUGCACUUUGAGAAUUGAAUUGAAUACACGGAGAAGGUAGAGAGAGAUGGAGAAGCCAAAGAAGAAGCAAGUCCUGCUUUUCCACUGCGUCGAAGCUGAAGAAUUGGCACUCAAAGUCGCUGCUCAGUCGGACCUCAUUCAGUUACAAUCAAUUAACUGGAGGAGUUUUGAUGAUGGGUUUCCAAAUCUUUUCAUUAACAAUGCACAAGAUAUCCGAGGACACCAUGUUGCCUUUCUAGCAUCGUUCAGCUCACCUGCAGUCAUCUUUGAACAGCUUUCAGUAAUUUAUGCACUUCCAAGGCUGUUCACUGCCUCAUUUACGUUGGUGUUACCUUUCUUUCCAACUGGCUCAUUUGAGAGAAUGGAAGAGGAAGGGGAUGUUGCAACCGCAUUUACCUUGGCUAGAAUGCUAUCAAGUGUUCCUAUAUCAAGGGGUGGUCCAACCAGUUUAGUUGUCUAUGAUAUACAUGCUUUGCAAGAAAGAUUUUAUUUUGGAGACACUCUUUUGCCAUUGUUCGAGACUGGUAUCCCACUCUUGAAGCAACGCCUUCACCAGCUUCCGGAAUCUGAUAAGAUAGUUGUUGCAUUUCCAGAUGAUGGAGCUUGGAAACGAUUCCACAAGCUAUUGGAUCAUUUUCCCAUGGUGGUCUGCACAAAAGUUCGUGAAGGGGACAAAAGAAUAGUUCGGUUAAAAGAGGGUGAUUGUGCUGGUUGUCAUGUUGUCAUUGUCGAUGACUUGGUGCAAUCUGGUGGAACCCUAAUUGAAUGCCAGAAAGUGUUGGCAGCUCAUGGUGCAGCAAAAGUGAGUGCCUAUGUCACCCACGCUGUCUUUCCAAAGAGGUCAUGGGAGCGAUUUCUUCACAAGAAUGAUGGUGCAGAGAAGGCGUUCACCUACUUUUGGACAACGGAUUCGUGCCCACAUACUGUGAAAGCCAUAGGCAACAAAGCUCCUUUUGAAGUUUUGAGUCUUGCUGGAUCCAUAGCCGAUGCCCUCCAGAUCUGAUUAUUGUAAGAGGAUUCGGUCAUAAUGGGAAAGGUGUGAACUUUUAGCAAGAGGUUACCAUUUUGUGGGGUUUCACGAUUUUCAGUUUCCUUAUUAACUAAAUAAAAGAUUGUCGUACUUGUGACUCUUGUGUAUCGUAUUGAAGAACCGUUAAGGUUCCAAAAACUGGGAAGCUGGACGCUCACCCAGUGCAUUACAUGAACAGCUUCUCUUAUUGUGCAAUUUAAUGGAGGAAAAAUGGCUGAAUGUAGUCCAUUAGUGAUUCGUUCAA